Messenger RNA from Nannizzia gypsea CBS 118893, 237 nucleotides. RefSeq lists its product as hypothetical. The record is from RefSeq and is a predicted model, not a curated record. The transcript has 2 exons. The coding region runs from base 1 to 237 and encodes 78 amino acids. Lineage: Eukaryota; Fungi; Ascomycota; Eurotiomycetes; Onygenales; Arthrodermataceae.
AUGUCGAGGAGCUUUUCCCCUCGAGGACUCUGUCGUCUGUGCAGCAGAGGUAUCGCAUCUUCCAAAAACAACAGGAGGAGGGGAGGAAGGAGGCGGGGGACAGGCAGAGAAAACGUAAGCGGCGUUCUUGAUGUAUCUAUCCUUAAAUAUAGCCCUCGAGAUAUCCAGCGCAUUCGACUUGAGCGUGAACGAUCCGCAACGGAAAUGUCGCGACGCAAAACCCGCGCCGGCCGCUGA